Calidris pugnax (ruff) is the source of this 1183-nucleotide messenger RNA. RefSeq names its product mortality factor 4 like 1 (gene MORF4L1). NCBI's taxonomy places the organism in Eukaryota, Metazoa, Chordata, Aves, Charadriiformes, Scolopacidae. The transcript is spliced from 12 exons. Gene Ontology annotation, biological process: regulation of DNA-templated transcription; chromatin organization. The record is from RefSeq and is a predicted model, not a curated record. Bases 16 to 1035 code for a protein of 339 amino acids. Gene Ontology annotation, cellular component: nucleus; NuA4 histone acetyltransferase complex.
UGGUGGUGUUCUAAGAUGUUUAUCUGCAAUUUUCUUUCAGGUGAACGAGUGCUUUGUUUUCACGGACCUCUCCUUUAUGAAGCAAAGUGUGUAAAGGUUGCCAUAAAGGACAAGCAAGUGAAAUACUUUAUCCAUUACAGUGGUUGGAAUAAAAACUGGGAUGAAUGGGUUCCAGAAAGCAGAGUGCUCAAGUACGUGGAUACCAAUUUGCAGAAACAAAAAGAACUUCAGAAGGCCAAUCAGGAACAAUAUGCAGAGGGGAAGAUGAGAGGUGCUGCUCCAGGCAAGAAGACUUCUGGUCUGCAGCAGAAAAAUGUUGAAGUAUUUUUCAGACGAGAUGGAGCGCAUACUGUUUGCUGUUUGGAGACCCCUACAAUAUCGACGCGGAAAACAAAAAAGAACAAACAGAAAACUCCGGGGAUCGGGGAAGGGAGCAGCUCCAGUGAGACUCCUCAGCCGCCCCGGAAGAAGAGGGCGCGAGUAGAUCCAACGGUUGAAAGUGAAGAAACAUUUAUGAACAGAGUUGAAGUAAAGGUGAAAAUCCCCGAAGAGCUGAAGCCGUGGCUGGUAGAUGACUGGGACUUGAUCACCAGGCAAAAGCAGCUCUUCUAUCUUCCUGCCAAGAAGAAUGUUGACUCCAUUUUGGAGGAUUAUGCAAACUACAAAAAAUCACGAGGAAAUACUGAUAACAAGGAGUACGCGGUCAAUGAGGUGGUGGCUGGAAUCAAAGAAUACUUCAAUGUCAUGCUGGGAACUCAGCUGCUGUACAAGUUUGAGAGGCCCCAAUAUGCUGAAAUCUUAGCAGAUCACCCAGAUGCUCCAAUGUCUCAAGUCUACGGUGCCCCACACCUACUGAGGUUGUUUGUUCGGAUCGGGGCUAUGCUGGCUUACACUCCUCUGGACGAGAAGAGCCUGGCUUUGCUGUUAAACUAUUUGCAUGACUUCUUAAAGUAUUUAGCAAAGAAUUCCUCUGCCUUGUUUAGUGCCAGUGACUAUGAAGUAGCCCCUCCCGAGUACCAUCGGAAAGCAGUAUAAUCCUCUGCUGCUUUCCAGCCACCCGAGAACCCCAUCCUUGUCGUACUGUCUGCAUCCUGUUCUUCACCUUCCUACUGCACAGGUCUCUAUUGCACAGAUUAUGUACAUGGAGAGUGAAUAAAGUUGUGUGUUUCACGUGGAACCGGCA